Messenger RNA from Tarenaya hassleriana, 2863 nucleotides. Its product is annotated as pentatricopeptide repeat-containing protein At2g18940, chloroplastic-like. The record is from RefSeq and is a predicted model, not a curated record. The transcript is spliced from 3 exons. Gene Ontology annotation, molecular function: protein binding. NCBI's taxonomy places the organism in Eukaryota, Viridiplantae, Streptophyta, Magnoliopsida, Brassicales, Cleomaceae. The coding region runs from base 150 to 2705 and encodes 851 amino acids.
UGGCCGUUCAAAUUCACUUCAACCAAAGGCGCUCCUUUUUUCUUCCUCUAUCUUCCUCCAUUCGCCAAUCGGAUAACGCCUCUCCGUAUCCGAAUCCCGCCAUUAACGAGAAGAAGAAGCAAGCUCCCAUUGAAGAACAACCCUAAACAAUGGAAGGUACUCUCUUCCCUCACAAACCCAUGUACCCAGUUCACUCCAAGAGACCUCCUUCUCAGUCCAACACCAAUCCCUCCCUCAAAUUCAGCUCUGCCACUCUUCACCUCCCUCCUCCUUCUCCGCCGUCCUUUCCUCUCGAUUCCCUCCUCCAUCACCUCCUCCAUCUCUCUUCCCCGGCGAAACCCACCAAUUCUGCUUCCCGUUUCCCUUCUCUCGAGGUUUCCUCUGAAUCGACUCAGAAAUGGCGCCAAGAGGUGAACUCGGAGAAGCCCUCUUCGCUUUCCGUGCUGGGUUUCGAAAUCGGAGAAGAAAGUGGUCAAUUCGGAGAAGGUUCUCAGAAAUUUUUAUCCAAAAAGGAAAUUUUACUGUUCAAUUCGAUUUUGGAGCAGCCUUUGCACGGUUUGAGCAGUUUCUUCGAUUCGACGGAAUCCGAGUUGCGUAGAACAGAUUUGUUUAGUUUGGUUAAGGCUUUAGAUGGAUCGGGGCACUGGGAAAGAGCAUUAUACUAUGCAUUCGUCGUUAUAAGAAAAAUCAUGCGCCAUGUACGGCUCCACAUGCUAUCCUCAGACAUCGAUAUGCGAAAGGUCGUUACUUCCUUUGAUCAUCAGGUCAUUGAGUUCGCAGUCAGGAUCUUAGGCAGAGAAUCACAGUACUCUAUUGCAGCUAAGCUGUUCGAUAAAAUUCCUCUAGAAGAAUAUCAGCUUGAUGUCCGUGCUUAUACAACCAUCCUUCAUGCUUAUUCACGGACCGGAAAGUACGAAAGGGCGAUCAAUUUGUUUGAGAGGAUGAAACAUACGGGCCCUUUGCCGACUUUGGUCACAUACAAUGUGAUUCUUGAUGUUUUUGGGAAAAUGGGUCGGUCUUGGAACAAGAUUCUAGGGAUUUUAGAUGAAAUGAGUAGCAAAGGGCUGCAAUUUGAUGAAUUUACUUGUAGCACCGUGCUAUCUGCUUGUGCAAGAGAGGGUUUGUUAACCGAGGCGAAGGAUUUCUUCGCUGAACUUCAAUCCCGGGGCUAUCAGCCAGGGACUGUAACUUACAAUUCAUUGUUGCAAGUUUUUGGUAAAGCGGGAGUUUAUUCAGAAGCAUUAAGUAUUUUGAAAGAGAUGGAGGAUAACAAUUGCCCAGCGGAUUCUGUGACGUACAAUGAGCUUGUUGCUGCUUAUGUCAGGGCUGGUUUUCACAAGGAAGCUGCUGAUGUGAUUGGGAUAAUGACCCGAAAGGGCAUAAUGCCAAACGCCAUCACUUAUACUACAGUCAUAGAUGCAUAUGGAAAGGCUGGAAAGGAGGAAGAGGCCUUAAGGUUGUUUUAUGGGAUGCAAGAAUCAGGUUGUGUUCCAAAUACUUGCACCUACAAUGCUGUGCUUGGCAUGUUGGGGAAAAAGUCGAGGUCUGAUGAAAUGAUAAAGAUUUUGCGUGAUAUGAAGUCUAAUGGAUGUUCACCGAACCGCAUAACAUGGAACACGAUGCUUGCGAUGUGCGGGAAUAAGGGUAUGCAUAAAUAUGUGAACCGGGUGUUCCAUGAGAUGAAGAGCUGUGGAUUUGAACCUGAUAGAGACACAUUCAACACAUUGAUCGGUGCGUAUGGACGUUGUGGGUCGGAGCUUGAUGCAUCGAAGGUGUAUGGUGAGAUGACGAAAGCCGGAUUUACCCCAUGCGUUACUACUUACAACGCCUUACUUAAUGCCUUGGCCAGACAAGGGGGUUGGAGAUCAGGCGAAAAUGUGAUUUUUGACAUGCAGAGUAAAGGAUUCAGACCUACUGAAACGUCUUACUCCUUGAUGCUCCAAUGUUAUGCUAAAGGAGGGAACGCCAGCGGGAUUGAGAGAAUUGAGCAGGAGAUAAACAAAGGACAGAUAUUCCCGAGCUGGAUGAUUUUGAGAUCCCUGGUUCUUUCGUACUUCAAAUGCCGGUCACUGGCAGGAAUGGAGAGGUCAUUCGUGUUGUUACAGAGCAAUGGGUACAAACCCGAUCUGGUAAUCUUCAACUCGAUGCUGUCCAUUUUCACAAGGAACAACAUGUACGACCGAGCUCAAGAAAUCAUCCAAGCAAUCUGUCAACACGGGUUAAACCCAGAUCUUGUAACAUACAACAGCCUGAUGGACAUGUAUGUCAGAAGAGGAGAGUGCUGGAAAGCCGAAGAAAUCCUCAAGGGGCUAGAAAAGACGCAAGUGAGACCCGAUCUCGUCUCUUACAACACCGUCAUAAAAGGGUUCUGCAGAAAAGGGCUGAUGCAAGAGGCGGUGAGGGUACUGUCUGAGAUGACAAAGCUUGAGAUCCGGCCUUGCAUUUUCACGUACAACACGUUCGUCUCUGGAUAUGCAGCAAUGGGAAUGUUUGCAGAGAUAGAAGAUGUGAUAGAGUGUAUGGUUAAGAACGAGUGCAGACCGAACGAGUUGACGUAUAAGAUUGUGGUAGAUGGCUAUUGCAGAGGAAGAAAAUACGGGGAAGCCAUGGACUUCGUGUCGAGGAUUAAGCGAAACGAUAGCUCCUUCGACGAUCAUACUCUCCAACGUUUGGCUCUCCGGGUCAGGGAAAAUCUAGAAUCCUAAUCAUGUAUCAUAUAUAUAUACAUAUAUAUUUCUGAUACCAAAAUGUUUUUGUUUGUAGAUCGUGUUGGGAUUUUUGUAUUGAAAUAUACAUUUUUUUAAACUUAUAUAUGUAUUGGGAAGAUAUGAUAUGCAUAAUGGAAUCUCUCGGGUUGGAGAAU